CAAAAAGGAGGCCUUUAUAAUCUUUCCGAGGGGUGGGGUCAGGAACGAGUUUCUUCCAUUGGCCCUAAUUCGGCUUCACAAACGGCCAAUAGGAUGUAGAGUUGUUGUCUCACGUAGGCUUUACUGAAAACGCAAGGUCUCGACAUAGACCAAUGGGAACGAAAGACUUUUUGAGCCUUGAUUUGCAUAACGUGGUUAUAAAAGGCUCAGGUCCGCCCAUUCCUAUACUUCUUUCCUUUGCUAAGCUUUGCUGGUGUUGUAUGUUAUCAUGCCUGAACCGGCAAAAUCUGCUCCGGCUCCUAAGAAGGGCUCGAAGAAAGCCGUCACCAAAGCCCAGAAGAAGGACGGCAAGAAACGCAAGCGCAGCCGCAAGGAGAGCUACUCCAUCUACGUGUACAAGGUGUUGAAGCAGGUCCACCCCGACACUGGCAUCUCGUCGAAGGCCAUGGGCAUCAUGAACUCCUUCGUCAACGACAUCUUCGAGCGCAUCGCCGGCGAGGCGUCCCGCCUGGCGCAUUACAACAAGCGCUCCACCAUCACGUCCCGCGAGAUCCAGACGGCCGUGCGCCUGCUGCUGCCUGGCGAGCUGGCCAAGCACGCCGUGUCCGAGGGCACCAAGGCCGUCACCAAGUACACCAGCUCCAAAUAAAGGAAACUGAGUCUCAGACAGGUUAAGGGACUCAUCCAGGAUGUCUGUGAGCAGCGGAUCUGAAGUCUAAUGCAUACUUUCUAACAGCUUCCUAUCAAGCCCACCCAUAACCUGCCUCUCCCUUCGUUUACAGGUUUGUCUCCCACAGCUCCCUACCCAGAAGUCCUGCUGUAGUUGUUGUGCUCUGUUCCCUUGUUCUAAACCAUUUACUUUUCCCAGGUCUUGACUGAACUGCCCAGAGCUUUCUUUCAAGCCAAGGCCAUGUGUCCCAUGGUCCAGCUCAAAUGCCAUCCCCCCUCUAAUUUUUUAAGACAAAUUUGUGGAGGUAUAAUUAGCAUACAACAAUACCAGGAAUUGAACUCAGGACCUUGCACUUGCCAUGCAGGUGCAGCGCCCCUGAGCUACAUGCCCAGCCCACCAACUGCAUAUUUAAAGCACAACUUGCAGCCAGGCCCCGUGGCGCACACCCAUGAUUCCAGUGCUCCGGAGUCUGCGGUAGGAGGAUCACUGUGAGGGAGUUCAAGGGUAGCCUGGGCUACAUAGUGAGAACCUGUCUCAAACAAAGAAACAGACAAACACCCAGAUGAAUGGCGAAGUAUUGGCAUGUGUACACAAUAGAGUACUGUUCAGGCGCAAAGCAGGAUAACGGAGUCCUUUGUAGAAAAAUAGAGGCGCCUUGAGGCCAUGAUGCUAAGUGAAAUAAACCAGACAUAGA
Molecule: messenger RNA, 1364 nt
Organism: Fukomys damarensis (Damara mole-rat)
Lineage: Eukaryota; Metazoa; Chordata; Mammalia; Rodentia; Bathyergidae
Product: histone H2B type 2-E
Exons: 2
Coding region: 269-649 (126 amino acids)
Cellular component (GO): nucleosome
Molecular function (GO): structural constituent of chromatin; protein heterodimerization activity; DNA binding
Source: RefSeq, a predicted model, not a curated record